CAUUUUCACUCCUUUCUCCAUCUUCACUUCACAGAAUCACUCCACAAGUGAAAAAAAAUCAGGAAAAUUUUCGCUUUCUUGAAUUUUUUUUCCUUCUUUUUCUUCAUAGCUAUGGUUUUCGAUAGGGAUGUUGCUAGGUUUUCUGUUGGUGUUAUUGGGAAUGUCAUUGCACUGAUCUUGUUCUUAUCACCCUUGCCAACUUUCAUUCGUAUAUGGAAAAACAAGUCUGUGGAGCAAUUUUCUCCAAUUCCAUACAUAGCCACAUUAGUCAAUUGUGGGCUUUGGGUGUUGUACGGGCUCCCUUGGGUACAGCCACACAGUAUCUUAGUUGUGACCAUUAAUGGGACCGGGCUUGGCAUCGAGAUCGUGUACCUAACGCUGUUUUUGUUGUACUCUGAUCGUAAACAAAGGACGAAAGUUUUCUUCAUCGUCCUCGGUGAGAUUGUUUUUGUUGCUAUACUUUCAGUUUGUGUUCUAACUUUUGUCCAUGGAAACAAGAGAAGAGCAGCCAUUGUUGGUAGUAUUUGCAUGGUGGGCAAUAUUUUGAUGUAUGCUGCUCCCUUGUCCGUCAUGAAAUUGGUGAUCAAGACCAAAAGUGUGGAGUACAUGCCUUUCUUCCUUUCUCUCUUCUCUUUUCUCAAUGGUGUUAGUUGGACUGCCUAUGCCCUCAUCCGUUUUGACGCAUACAUUCUUGCACCUAAUUCAAUGGGAACUGUUCUUGGGCUGGCCCAAUUGCUGCUUUAUGCUACAUAUUACAAGUCCACUAACAGACAGAUAGCGGAAAGAGAGGCCAAAGGAGAGGUGGUCAUGGCUGAAAAGUCUGUUUCGGGCCGGGUGGCCCAAAAACCCAGAAAUGAUUCUAGAGUUUAAGUUUGUGGCCCUUGAAAGCCCAUAUAACUUUAGUAUUUGAUCUUAUAGUCCAACUUUCAUUGGACCUUUUGUUUUUCUUGACCCCUUCUAGCGCCCCCGUCCCCCCCGCCUAACCCACAACCCCAACCCCCAACCCCCCCGCGUGAAAAAGGCACCCUAUCUACCCCUUUCAACAUGUGAUAUGACAAAGAUAUAUAUAUAUCCUAAAUGAAAAGUAAGCUGAAAAUUCAGCAGUUUUCAUUACAGAA
This is a messenger RNA of Lycium barbarum (goji berry), 1118 nucleotides long. Its product is annotated as bidirectional sugar transporter SWEET4-like. Gene Ontology annotation, cellular component: membrane. Gene Ontology annotation, biological process: carbohydrate transport. Bases 112 to 870 code for a protein of 252 amino acids. The record is from RefSeq and is a predicted model, not a curated record. The transcript is spliced from 5 exons. Gene Ontology annotation, molecular function: sugar transmembrane transporter activity. NCBI's taxonomy places the organism in Eukaryota, Viridiplantae, Streptophyta, Magnoliopsida, Solanales, Solanaceae.